Messenger RNA from Juglans regia (Persian walnut), 2312 nucleotides. RefSeq names its product UPF0481 protein At3g47200-like. The record is from RefSeq and is a predicted model, not a curated record. The coding region runs from base 120 to 1427 and encodes 435 amino acids. The transcript is spliced from 4 exons. NCBI's taxonomy places the organism in Eukaryota, Viridiplantae, Streptophyta, Magnoliopsida, Fagales, Juglandaceae.
AAAUUUGCCGCAUCCCAGUACUCCACGUCAACAAGCUGCAACCCUCCCCAAGAGCGCUCGCCAUCAAGAAAUCCUCCUCCAAUAUCUUCGUCAGAAGCAAUCAAAAUUCAACCCAGAUUAUGGAUGCAGAAGGAAUUGCAUCUUCCAUUGAAGGAAAGCUUGACCAAUAUCUACCACCACCACCAAUAUCUCAGUGCUCCAUAUUUAAAGUGCCAAAUAUGCUACGCAGGGAUAAUGAAAGGGCUUUCACGCCGGAGGUAGUUUCGAUCGGUCCAUUUCACCGCAACAAUAUGCAGCUGCGAGAAAUGGAAAAUAAUAAGCUACAGUAUUUGGAAUGCCUCCUCAAUCGAACUGGAACUCCGAAAUUGAAGAGCUUGGUAGAAGCCAUCGAUAGGAUUGAGCAGGAUUGCGGUGACUGUUAUGCAGAAGUGGUUGAUCUUAGAAGAGACAAAUUCAUAGAGAUGAUGGUGAUUGAUGGUUGCUUGAUCCUUGAAUUCCUCUACAGAUAUCAGGAAAAACGGUGCGUGGAUGAUCCCGUGUUCAACACGUCAUGGAUGCCAAGGAAAAUAGUAGCAGACUUGCUUCUACUUGAGAAUCAACUUCCUUGGUGCGUGCUCGUCUGUUUGUUCAACCUCAUCACGACCAACGACUCAACAACAACUGAGUACCAGAACUCCCUACUUAAUGAUCUUGUUGCCAUUCCUUUUUCGAUGGAGUACAGAAUAUUCUAUUACGACGAGCACCGGCGCAAUAGGCUUGGAACACAAAAGCAUUUACUCGAUUACUUCCGAAACUCUAUAGUUGGAUCUCCGCCUAUAAAACGGCCUGAAUCUCCGCCUGCAAGCUCCGUACACCCAAAUUGGAUACCAAUUAAGUCCGUGAUGGAGCUUUUGGACUUGGGAGUUGGUUUCUUUCCUGUUCCAGACGGAGGAAAUUUCCUCGAUGUAAAGUUCGAAGAUGGCAAGAUGAAAAUCCCAGCAAUAUUUAUAGAGGAGAACACAGAAUGUUUGUUUAGAAACCUCAUCGCAUUUGAGCAUUGUGAUCCCAGCAAAGGCUAUGAAAUCACGUCUUAUGCUUCUCUCUUGAAUUGGCUGAUUAAGUCUCCCGAAGAUGCACUUCAUCUCAAAAAGAAGGAUAUUCUACAAAUUAUUCGUUCGAGCAAUGAGGACAAGGCAAGUUUCUUAAAGCUGCUUUAUAAUAAUGAUACCAGUUUCCAUGGUUUUCUCUACUCAGACCUCUGCGAAGACGUGAACAAAAUUUAUUCCUCCAAUUGGGCGGUAUGGAGAGCACGUCUUAAGCGCGAAUAUUUUAACGAACCAAAGGAACUUGCUAAUUUCCUUUAUGGAGUCGUCCUUUCUGCGUAUCUUUCCCUUAUACAAACAGUUUUUGCUAUCCUCUCCUACAAGGCUUCUAUCAAGAAUGCAUGAGUACACGCACAAGUCAUUUUCAGGAGGGGUCACAACGUCGGGUCCUUAUUUUAUGCCAUCUAGUACUUCAUCGUGAGCUUCCCCUGUUUCUGAGGUAUGGAAGUAAGUCAAGAAGCUGAAGGAAUCUUCUGUUCCCAGAGGAAGUACAUUGAAGAUCUCUUAAGAAGAUUCAAUAUGUCAGGUUGUAAACCUGUGGCAACUCCAUUAAUUCCUAAUGAGAAAUUGAAAAAGGAAGAUGGUGGGAAUAAGGUGGAUGCUUCGAUUUACAGAAGCUUGGUAGGAAGUUUGAUGUAUUUGUGUAACACCAGACCUGAUAUCUUGUAUGCCACUAGUUUACUUUUAAGAUUCAUGCAAUAUCCUAGCCAAAUACAUCUUGGAACAACCAAGAGAAUUUUGACAUACUUGCAAGGAACUAUCAGUAUGGUAUUUGGUAUAAGAAAACUUCAAAUACAAAGCUGGUGGGAUUUACAGACAUUGAUUGGGCAGGUUCAUGUGAUGAUUUGAGGAGCACUUUAGGUUAUUGUUUUAGUCCAAGAUCUGCUAUGUUUUCUUGGAGUUCGAAAAAGCAAGGCAAUGUGGCACAAUCAACUGCUGAAGCAGAGUAUGUUGCAGCUGCAAGUUGUGCAAACCAAACCAUUUGGUUGAGAAGAAUACUUGAAGACAUGGGGGAGAAAUAGUUGGAAUCUACUGAAAUUUCUUGUUAUAAUAAAUCAGCCAUUGCAAUUGCCAAAAAUCCUGUCCAACAUUGUAGAACAAAACAUAUUGUAAUUAAAUAUCAUUUCUUGAGUGAAGUUGAAUCAAAUGGUGAAUUUGCUUUGAAGUUUUGUAGAUAAGAAGAGCAACUUGCUGAUAUAUUCACAAAAACACUCCCAAGAGACAAGUUUC